AUGGCAGCCCUACAGAACUCGUCAAAGAACCACAACUACGAGUCACUCGACCAAGAGGAAAACGAAUUUCUCGCGCAAUCAAAAUCUUCACAAUACAAAGGAAAGGACAAACUAAGACAACAGUUUUUAUAUUGCAUUUGCGCAAUAAUUGUCUCCGCGGGAUUUUUAACUAGUGCGGGGAUUGGAUUUCUUGCUGGAAAAGUAUAUUCAAUGCAGAAAGAGCUAUCCCAUCCAUAUAACAACGGCUAUCCACGCCCGAUCCUUGACCUUGAACCUGUUGCCAUUACGUUCAAAUCGAACAGAACAUACCUGGAGAGACCUUCGCCUGAAAAUGAUAAGCUGUGGGAGGGACUAUACCCCAAAGAUCACCAUGGUCUAUUCGAGUGGCCAGAAGACAAGCCCGAGAGAUCUGGCUUCGCAGGAUUCCACCAACUACAUUGCGUCGAUGCACUCAGAAAGAGGUUCUAUCAAGAAGAAGAUUUGAAGAAGGCUUUGAUAGCGGGUGAGGAUCUGGAUAAUAUGCCGCAACACAUCGAUGAAACUCACGUCUUGCAUUGCGUUGAAUUUUUACGCCAGAGUGUUAUGUGCCACGCCGAUACUUCUCUACAGGUAGAGGCAUCUUAUCAUCAAGGUAUAUUGGCCUUCGGCACUACUUAUCCAUGUAGAAACUGGUGGCAAAUGGUUGACUGGGUAAAUGAACGCAAUGCAAAGGAGUAG
Botrytis deweyae is the source of this 717-nucleotide messenger RNA. RefSeq lists its product as uncharacterized. NCBI's taxonomy places the organism in Eukaryota, Fungi, Ascomycota, Leotiomycetes, Helotiales, Sclerotiniaceae. Gene Ontology annotation, biological process: mycotoxin biosynthetic process. The transcript has 3 exons. The record is from RefSeq and is a predicted model, not a curated record. Bases 1 to 717 code for a protein of 238 amino acids.